Messenger RNA from Thyridium curvatum, 1509 nucleotides. RefSeq lists its product as uncharacterized. Bases 1 to 1509 code for a protein of 502 amino acids. The record is from RefSeq and is a predicted model, not a curated record. Lineage: Eukaryota; Fungi; Ascomycota; Sordariomycetes; Thyridiales; Thyridiaceae. The transcript is spliced from 2 exons.
AUGGCAGUAUCCCAAGCUACUGGCGGAGGCGACCAGAAGCGCCAGGCAGAAGACAACGGCAAGACUGCCGUGAAGGCCGGAAUGCCAUCGCCAGGCCAACCACCGCAACCUCGGGCUUCCAUUAAUACCCUCCUCAGACAGCACUCUAAUGAGCGACUCUAUGUCAAACCUCUGCUCUGGACCGCACGCCACCUUGAGAUUCUGGGCUGUCGCUUUUUGUCAGGUGACGGGCGCCGGCACCCUUUACGACCCUUUACCUACUCCUACCUACCGCUCUCUCCUCCGGCCUCUCCAGCAGACAACCCCCAAGAUGGCACCAGUGAUAACAGAAGCAGUGACCACAGCAGCAGUGGACACGGCAGCAGCGGCGACAAUGAGGUGGCCGGCUUGGACCCCGAGAAUUGCUCGCACAAGAGGAAAAGGUGUGGAACACGGUACGUGAUGUCAGCUUUUAGGGACCCUUGUCUGCACUGGCGAAGGGAUGCAACAGUUCGGCUUCUGAAUUGGGGACUACUUCGAACAAUGUCUUUUAAUGCUAUUUUGGACUUCGAUUUCAACGGCAAACCUGUAGCCUCGGUCCAGCCAGUCACCAUCUUCGGCAGCAGGCGACCUCUCUGUCUUGUGAAGCCACACUACAAGCGGGAAUCCUUUGACGCCCCUGUCGAAAUCCCGAGAUACCCCCUCGUCCUUUGGCUUGACUAUCAGGCUUUUGCAGUGGAGCCGCGCCAGGCAAGAUGCAAUCCUGUCCGCGACAACGAGCCCGUACGAGCCUUGCGGGAGAUUGAGCUUCGCCGCCUCGCCCCGUCCGAGCAGAAGCACGACCCAUACCUCGCUGCGGCGCUGAUCUCACUAGCCCAGGAUCAGCACCGCUGGGAGACGGAAUAUGGCCCCAGGUUGGGACGCCGUGUUGACCGGUCGCACCUGUUCACGACCAGACUGGUGGUUGCGGGCCUUACAUCAGAGGACAUGUGGCACGUCUACACAGCCGACAUACCACUUUCCUUCCUCGACAAGCUUGACCGACCGUCUGUCGCAUCAGAUGCCCCUACCGUGGAUAUAAUAUACCACCAAGUCAAGGCCCGGCCAUAUCACUCGUUUCGCGACCGACUCCUCGAGGGGCUGGGCCUGAGCAAUAACAAGAAGGUUGGUGAACAACCAAAGCAACAGGGUAUCGAGCGCAAGAUGUGGGAGUGGGAGGAGGACGAUAGCUCGUCGGACUCGUCGGGUUGGGACUCGGGGGAAUGUGACUCGCCGGAGGGUUCGGAGGACGAGAAUAGCUCGUCGGGCUCGUCGGACUCGUCGGGCUCGCCGGAUUGGGUCUCGGUAGACUGUGACUCGUCGGAGGAUUCGGAGGACGAGGAUUGCAAGAAGGGUGGUCUGAAGAAGGACGUCCUGGAGAAGCGGGGUGUCAAGCGCAAGAGAUCAGAGGCAAGGCAACAGAACAGCGAGAAGGAGGAUGACUCGCCGGAGGAGAACCCGAAGAAGAAGGCUAAGAAGGCUAUGGAGUGA